UUCUAAUCAUCAAUCUGCGAAUCCGGCCACGGGUGCAUGUGCAGAGCCGACCGGUGUAUCUGUCAUAUCCAUGGUCGGAAGCUGCUUCCCUCCCACGGUGGUAUUCAUUCCCAUGUCACGGAGCCAUGGCCACAAACCAACGGAGGGAUGUUUCUCUCCCCCAUCACGUCAAGCAACGCAGCGGCAGGUGCAUGCUCGGUGAGGUCAGCCACCAUGGCUUGCCGGUGCACUGCUUUGCCCACUCUGUCUCGCUUUCCGCCCACAUGUGGCCUACACCGGCCGGCGUCGCCUCCGCAAAGGCAGCCCCAUCUAUCCCAUGAAUUCUGCGCAAGGUUUGAUGCGCGUACUCCUCUCCGCCCCAAAUCUCCGUUCCGACCACUUUUGGCCGAGCUUGCAGGGCGCACUCACUCGUCACGGAGCCAAUUUGGCAACUCGAUUCCUGCCGCUAGAUCCGGUUCGAUCGUGUUGGGGUCGAUCAUGAACCGGAUUAGCUUAUCUUACUCGAUCUCACUUGCUUCCAUUGUUGGAGAAGGGCAAGGCAAAUCCACACGCAUUAUUACUAUGCUCCGUGUUCGACAACUGGUCAUCCUGCUCAUGGCUACUGCACGUCUCCCCGCUGUACUAAACUUGCCCAACAUGCAUUGUGCGUGCCGCCAAGCUUAUGUUUCCCCACCAAGUCGACACGGAUUCUAAUCGGCUCGAUCGAAUCCAACCACGAAACCCAUAUCCAUAGCAUUAAUUGAAGGGGUUCAUCCCGCACCUUAUCCAUCCUAGUUUGAUUGGUUUGACCAAUCAUAACACCGGCUAUAAAUAUUUAAGCUCGGCAUCACCGUCUUCUAUAGCUCGAACUCCAACUUCUCGGCCAUGGGAAGCCACGGACGGGGUUGGGUGAAGGGGAGCGCCAUCGGAACUGGUGCCUUCGGCGUCGUGCACCUCGCCUUGGACGAGUCCACCGGCCACGCUUUCGCCGUCAAAUCUGUGAGCCUGAGUUCGUCCCCUGUUGCCUCGGUCCAAUCUUUGGAGAGGGAGAUCCAAAUCCUCAGGUCGCUUCGCUCUCCCUACGUCGUCGCUUACCUCGGCGACGACACCAGCCAGGAGCCUCGUGCCGGCGCGUGCCGGAACCUGCACCUCGAGUACAUGCCCGGCGGCACGGUGGCGGAGUCGGCAGCGGCGGCGAAGGCCAAGGGUCUCCCGCUGGACGAGAUCCAAGUGCGCGCUUACGCGCGGUGCGUGGUGCGAGCUCUUCGUUACCUCCACGACGUCGCCGGGGUCGUGCACUGCGACGUCAAGGGCCGGAACGUGCUCUUGGGGCGGGACCGGCGUGUGGCCAAGCUCGCGGACUUCGGCGCAGCGGUGAGGAUUGCGGACGCGAGCAGGGGAGGAGACGGGCGGGGUUGGGUGCGCGGGACCCCGCUGUGGAUGGCGCCGGAGGUAGCGAGAGGGGAGCGACCAACGCCCGCGUCGGACGUGUGGUCGCUCGGGUGCACCGUCAUCGAAAUGGUCACGGGUGGACCGCCGUGGCCCGACAUGAGGACCAACGACGCUGCCGGAGCUAUGCUCAGGAUAGGCUAUGGCGGCGAGACACCGGAGUUCCCAGCUCGGCUGUCUGACGUCGGCCAGGACUUUCUCGCCAGGUGUUUCAGGAGGGACGCGACCGAGCGGUGGACGGCGGAGCAGUUACUGCGGCAUCCUUUCUUAGCCAAGGAAAGCGUAAUCACCGACCCAUCUCCGAGAGGCGUUCUCGAGUGGGCAAACACGGAAUUCCAUGAUGACGACGAUGAUUCCAUCAAAGAAAGAUGCACUGUUAGUUCUAGUUACGAUCAUCAAGCCGAGGAGAUGAUGAAUUGCGCAAGAGGAAGAGUGAGGGAAUUGGCUUUGGACGGAGGUGCCUUUGGUUGGUGCAGUGAUGGUUGGGAGCUCAUCUGGUGCUCUGAGACAGAGGAGGAAGAGAUCGUUGUGGAAGGGAUGUGCGAAGAUCGUUCGAGCAGCGGCUGGUGGGAAUCGGGAGACGGGAACGGCAGCGCCGGUGAGCCAAGUGAGGGUGGGUUGUGCAGUGGAAUGAGACGCUCUGCUUCUUGCAGCAGCUGCCGUAGUCGUCUUUGUUGGCGCCGGUGUUACUGCCGUAAUGGUGGUUUGGGCUGUCAGCAUGUGCUUGGAAUGGGGAAGAGUUUGGUCAUUGGGUGUCAUCACUUGUCGUCACUGAUAAAUGGCAAUACAGUUCUACAUUUCCUUUUCUUCUCUCUCUCUCUCUCUCUCUCUCUCUCUCUCGUGGAGGCUAAGAAGGUUAGGUCUGAUGAGUUCAGUCUCAGAUCACUGUGCAUGCCAACUUUCUUCUCCCCUAAAGCGCGUGGCGUGCUGCCACUUGCACAUACGGUGCAGAAGGAAAGCAACCAGAGAUGACUUUUUUGUCGGAAAUAAAAUUGCAUACC
Musa acuminata AAA Group (dessert banana) is the source of this 2429-nucleotide messenger RNA. Its product is annotated as mitogen-activated protein kinase kinase kinase 18-like. The transcript has a single exon. Gene Ontology annotation, biological process: protein phosphorylation; signal transduction. Gene Ontology annotation, molecular function: protein kinase activity; ATP binding. NCBI's taxonomy places the organism in Eukaryota, Viridiplantae, Streptophyta, Magnoliopsida, Zingiberales, Musaceae. The record is from RefSeq and is a predicted model, not a curated record. The coding region runs from base 865 to 2400 and encodes 511 amino acids.